Molecule: messenger RNA, 1017 nt
Organism: Lindgomyces ingoldianus
Lineage: Eukaryota; Fungi; Ascomycota; Dothideomycetes; Pleosporales; Lindgomycetaceae
Exons: 2
Coding region: 1-1017 (338 amino acids)
Source: RefSeq, a predicted model, not a curated record
AUGUCCACCUACCCCGCCGCAUUAGGGCUUGCUGGCCUCUUCUCAACCGUCUGCGGUCACGGUUUCGUUACCUCUCCACAAGCCCGUAUGCCCGGAGACGCUAUGGCCGCUGCCUGUGGGGCACAAGUUGCUAGCAACCAGGAGUCAGACAAUUAUGGCAACAUCCAGGGCGAGCUUCAAGUUGCCAACGGGCAGUCAGACUAUAACGCGGCAGCUUGUGACAUUUGGCUUUGCAAGGGGUACAAGCUCGACGACAAUAAGGCUAGUGUCCAAUCCUUCACUGCCGGCCAAGUUGUCCCAAUUACCGUUGAUAUUCGCGCUCCCCACACUGGAACUGCGAAUGUUUCUAUUGUCAAAACCAGCGAUCACUCUCUCAUCGGCGCCCCUCUCAUCAGUUGGGACGUGUACGCUUCGAACGCCGUUACCAUCCCAGAUGAUCAAAAGAACUUUGAUAUCACCAUUCCCAGCGAUCUUGGUAGCCAGUGUGCUACCGCCGGCGACUGUGUGAUUCAGUGGUACUGGGACGCCCGCUCCAUUGACCAGACCUAUGAGUCUUGUAUUGACUUCACCGUUGGUGGGUCUGGCGCCGGCAACUCUGCUUCUCCUUCCCAGCCUGUCUCAUCGACUGCUCCAGCUUCUUCGGCACCUGCGACCUCAGCACCUGCAUCAUCAUCGGCUGCCGCAUCUCCCUCCGUCGGCUCUUCCAAAACCAAUAUUCCUACGUCCUCGGCCUCUGCAGCUCAAAACAUCCAGACAUCCAGCGCCGCCACCACACCCACAUCUGCCGUUGUUGCCUCUCCAUCAAUCAGCUUGAUCCCAACUUCCAUCAUUCCAUCCGAGAUUCUAACCUCAGUCCUCCCUACAGCCCUCCCAACUGGCACAGGCAUUCCCGCUGGGCUCAAGCCAUUACCAGCUGGAACUACCCUCCAAGACAUCAUGGACUGGAUCAACUAUAUCUUGUCGACUUUUAACAAGAGCACAUCCAGGAAGCAUGCUCGUGAUAUUUUGAAAGUCUGA